UGUAAGCCCAUGUGUUUACUUGUGCACCAAAUCAUAUUCAAACAUUACUCUAAAACACCUCGACUCUUUUCCGAGAGAAAAACAAACAACCAAAUUACUGAAACUGCUGCAAGAUCUCAGACUAUUGGCGCCACUUGCUCCUCGAAUCUGUUUUUUGGGGGAAUUGUAAAACCCUAAGUCAUUCAGAUCAUCUAUUCAACUUUCCCAAUUUCGAAUUUCGAGAAAAUUUUUGGAGUAAGGAGAAAAAAAAAAAAGAAAAAAAAAACCGACGACGACGAAAUGCUCGGAGAUGGCGGCGAAACUCCUUCCAGGUUUGAAUUGUUGAGUAUGGUGAAGAAAAAUUCGAGCUUAUUAGAAAAGACUCUACUUGAUAAGCAAGAUGAUACGGACAUUGAAAUGGAUGAAAGCUUCUGGCAUGGCGUGUUGGAUUUGUAUUUUAUUCGUGGUAAGGAAUCAAGGAGGCGACAAGACGACGAUCUUGUAUUUUUUGUGAGAAAAUUGAACUCACAAGGAGAUGACUCUGGUGAUGAUAAGGAAGGCUUCCCUCCUUACUUUGUACGCAGGUGGGCAGCUAAGUUGGAUAACUUAUUAGGUGAAAAUUUGAAAGAAGUCGACUGGCGGCGCUCAUUUUACUUGAACUUGAUUGCUCACACUUCAUUUACUGUAACAGUGGCUAUUUGUAGUCACCAGGCACUUCUGAAUCAUCAAGUUGCACGAGAAACACCAUUGUCUCCUAUAUAUAAGGUUGUAAAGACUGUUUAUGCAUCUCCAAGCCGGGUUAAUUUUCAGUUGGAUUCAAAAAAGGAAGUGGAGACAACACCGGCCUAUCCAGAUAUUUGUUUUGCAAUUGAUGACUUCGACUCCACUUUUGAUGCUGUGGUCCUGACAGAAACUGACCAUUGCUAUUGUGUUCUUCUCAAUGCACAUGGUGGGGCAGCUUUUCCUAGUGAAAAUGAGCAACAUAAUUGUAGUACCAGUGAGAUUUCUCCUAUGAGGAUUGAAAGUAACACUGGAAAGACUCAGAAUACCAAGCUUACACUUUUCUCAGGAUUUGUUAGCUAUCAAAUGGUUCGAGAUGCAUAUGAUGCUGGCAAGUCUCGAUUUGGAAGUCUUCUAUCACUUGGUAAUUCCCCUGGCAAAACAGACAGACUUUACAUGAAAGGUCCUGGAGGUCGUGGGGAAGUUGAAGUAGCUGUUUCUGGUGUUGCAGAUCAAAGCCACCAAGAUUCCGGUCCUUUUUCGCCUGUUAUAUCAAAAAAAGGGUUUGGGAUUGGCUCAAUUGUCCGCAAAGCAGCAGCUGUUGCAUCAGAGGCAGCAAAGCAAGCCUAUGCAGCUGCUGCUUCUAGCACAAGUUUCGAUGAGGAGAUAGUUCCUCUCAAAUGCUCCUUAAUGUCAAUAUCAUUGCCUUGGGAACAAAUUGCAUAUGAUCUUUUGUUUAAGGGAAGUCCUCCAGUGAACUUGUAAGCAUCCUAUGUUCCUGUUGGUAAUGAAAUCAAAUGCCUCCACCCGCAAGCUUAAGUAUGAGAAUCAUAAGGGGUGUUGAAUGCCACUUCCAAGAACAUUGAAGAUUGUUAUUCAUCUGUAUAUGGAAAUCUCUUUUCCCUCAUUCCGUCUUUAAGUUAAAUCUUUUGUAAAAAUUAGUGACAGAAGCCAUCUAUAUCUUCAUUUUGGAUAUAGUUUCGAGGUUCAUAGAACACAAAGCUUAACAUUUAAAGAGGACUUGGCAUUAUUUUUUCAUUGGUUAAGAGUUAAUCUUAAGCCUGCUUUUAUUGCGUUGAGCUA
Molecule: messenger RNA, 1782 nt
Organism: Ziziphus jujuba (common jujube)
Lineage: Eukaryota; Viridiplantae; Streptophyta; Magnoliopsida; Rosales; Rhamnaceae
Exons: 12
Coding region: 280-1464 (394 amino acids)
Source: RefSeq, a predicted model, not a curated record